Anopheles funestus (African malaria mosquito) is the source of this 2463-nucleotide messenger RNA. RefSeq names its product protein HBS1 (gene HBS1). Gene Ontology annotation, molecular function: GTP binding; GTPase activity. Lineage: Eukaryota; Metazoa; Arthropoda; Insecta; Diptera; Culicidae. The record is from RefSeq and is a predicted model, not a curated record. Gene Ontology annotation, biological process: translation. The coding region runs from base 254 to 2374 and encodes 706 amino acids. The transcript is spliced from 6 exons.
ACAGUUAUGAACUCCUCGCUAUAACCUGACCAGAAGAAAUCUGCGAUUGACAUUUUCGUGCAAUGCACACGAAUUGGCUUCAAAACAAAUAAACACGUCGUGUUUUCUGCCAGCAGUGAAUUAUAAUUCGAUAAUGCCGAACAAAAUCUUCUGCUAAGUGUAGAAACAAUCGCAGGAAACUUGUGCUGCAUGUGAUCGUCAACCGAAACUAGUUUGCGUUAGCUUGCGAAACACAGAGCAAAUCCCUGAAAUCAUGUCUCGUCAUCGCAAUGUACGCAACGCAGUUUACGAUGAUUACGACGAUGACGAUUACCCGUACGGACAUUCGGUGGAGGACGAAUGCAUCUCUCCAACCGAUGCACAGCAAUGGAUCUACGACCGGGCCAAAGGUCAGCAGAGUAUGUCCGAAUUUCUUGCCAACAAUCGCGACAUCGAAGAAGAAGACGACGAUGAACUGGCGGCCGAAAAUGUACGCGAAGGCGCCGCACACAAGAGGCGCGAUUCGGAGUGCUUUCAAAUGCCGGAUCUGAACGAUGACGACCGUGCACGGUUGCUGUCGUGUAUGGAUGAAAUCCGCGACAUCGUUGGCGAAACGUGCAGUGACCGUCAGAUGGUGGAAGCGAUCAUGAAGCACGAUUAUGAUUGUAGCAAAGCGCUGGACGAGGUGCUGAACAGCAACAAGACGCCACCAGCGCUAGCCGCAAAAUCUGGAAACAAACUAGCGGCUGAUACGAUGGAAAAAGGCAUCGGCGAACGUUUGCUGGAACGCUCGGAAAAGAAACUUCAAACUUCUACCCACAAUGUGCCGAUUAUCAUCGCAACACCUUCAGUCGACGCUCAACAGCAUGUUCGCGAUAUAGGAACGACCGUUGUAAUUACCCCGAGUCCAUCGGUGGCUAAAAAAACGCUCGCCUUCGAUGUGAACAGUCCUCGCGUACAAUCACCCUGCGUGUCCAGUCGCAAUACGCCAGAAAUUACGGACGAAGCUCGACAGCAGCAGCUGCAAUUUCAGAGCCAAUCGCUCAAAUCAACCCCGAAGGAACCGUCGCGAAAUGCGAAGGAAUUGUUUAGCAAGGAACGCGGCACCAGGAAGGACCACAUUCAUAUGGUAGUGAUUGGUCAUGUGGAUGCGGGCAAGAGUACGCUGAUGGGCCAUCUGCUGUACGACACCGGGAAUGUUUCGCAGCGCGUCAUGCACAAACACGAGCAGGAGAGCAAAAAGUUGGGCAAAUCGAGCUUUAUGUACGCUUGGGUGCUGGACGAAACGGGUGAGGAACGGGAGCGGGGCAUUACGAUGGACGUUGGCAGUACACGGUUCGAGACUACGACAAAGGAGAUAACGCUGCUUGAUGCUCCUGGACAUAAGGACUUCAUACCGAACAUGAUAUCGGGAGCAAAUCAGGCAGAUGUGGCCUUGCUAGUUGUGGACGCUACUCGUGGAGAAUUUGAAACCGGUUUCGAGCAGGGUGGUCAAACGCGAGAACACGCACUGUUGGUACGCUCGCUAGGCGUCAGUCAGCUUGGCGUGGUCGUCAAUAAGCUAGAUACGGUCGGAUGGUCAAAGGAACGAUUCGACGAGAUAGUGAGCAAAUUGAAGGUGUUCCUUAAACAGGCUGGUUUCCGUGAUUCGGACGUUACCUAUGUUCCGUGCUCAGGAUUAACGGGAGAGAAUUUGGUAAAAGAUCCAACGGAUCUCGCAUUGACCCAGUGGUACAUUGGGCCGACACUUUUGAAAGUAAUUGAUACCUUCAAAACGCCGGAACGCGCUAUUGAUAAACCGUUCCGCCUAUCGGUGGCAGACAUAUUUAAAGGCACCGGAUCGGGAUUUUGUCUUUGCGGCCGUAUCGAGUCCGGUAUUGUAUGCGUAAACGAUAAAGUGUUGGUGUGUCCCAGCAAGGAGCAAGCCGUUGUUAAGAACAUCACGAUCGAUGAAUUACCUCACCAGACCGCUUUUGCCGGUGAUCAAGUAUCGCUAACUUUGGCUAACGUUGACAUCAACAAUAUCUCGGUCGGGUACAUUCUAUCCGACCUUUAUCAUCCGGUCCCGUUGGCCACACGUAUACUCGCACGAAUCGUUGUGUUUAACAUCAAAGUUCCGAUUACGAGAGGAUAUCCGGUGCUGCUGCAUCAUCAGUCGCUUAUCGAACCGGCCACGAUCCGCAAACUAAAGGCACAGCUGCACAAGGGUACGGGCGAAGUCAUUAAGAGGAAUCCUCGCUGUCUGGGCAACAAUUCUUGCGCGUUGGUUGAGAUCGAAUUUCAACGACCGGUCGGUAUGGAGCGGUAUGCGGAUUUUAAGGAUCUGGGUAGAAUUAUGUUGCGUGUGGAGGGUGUUACGAUUGCUGCUGGACUAGUGACGGAAAUUGUUAAGUAAGGACAACGAAACGGAGAAAAAAGAACGGAUCGGAAGACGAACCGAUCUACAACACGAUCGAAAAGAAAUAAAGACUACAUACUAUCGAA